UUUCCAGUGACACUGACGUCAGCCAUGUACAAUGGAAAUGAGGGAGACACCAAUUUUCAGGGUGUCUGUGUACAGGCAGAUGAGGCUGGAGGCGGGAUGCUAGGGGUCAACUUUGACGUCACACUUGUUGCUACUCCUGGCACUGCAAGCACUCCAGAUGACUUCACUCUAUCCGUGUCGGUGGUCAGUUUUUCGACCACAGAGAAUAGUGGACUAACGAAAUGCUUUGGAAUAAAUCUUGAUGAGGAUUUCAACCUGGAAGGC
Messenger RNA from Geodia barretti, 264 nucleotides. The record is from the annotation of a GenBank genome assembly. Lineage: Eukaryota; Metazoa; Porifera; Demospongiae; Tetractinellida; Geodiidae.